Cyclopterus lumpus (lumpfish) is the source of this 1614-nucleotide messenger RNA. RefSeq names its product golgin A7 family, member Ba (gene golga7ba). Gene Ontology annotation, biological process: protein targeting to membrane; peptidyl-L-cysteine S-palmitoylation. The record is from RefSeq and is a predicted model, not a curated record. The coding region runs from base 12 to 524 and encodes 170 amino acids. The transcript has 5 exons. Gene Ontology annotation, cellular component: palmitoyltransferase complex. NCBI's taxonomy places the organism in Eukaryota, Metazoa, Chordata, Actinopteri, Perciformes, Cyclopteridae.
AUUUCAGCGGCAUGCAGGGACUCGUCCCCACGGCGGCGGGUGGCAACAUGGCGACAGAGUUCCACAAUCUGCAAGAGUUGAGGCACAGCGCAUCUCUGGCGAAUAAAGUCUUCAUCCAGAGAGACUACAGCGAAGGAACCACCUGCAGGUUUCAGACCAAGUUCCCCUCUGAGCUGGAGAGCAGGAUUGAGCGGACACUGUUUGAGGACACUGUGAAGACGUUGAACAACUACUAUGCAGAGGCAGAGAAGAUAGGAGGCCAGUCCUACCUGGAGGGGUGUCUGGCCUGCACUACAGCAUACCUCAUCUUCCUCUGCAUGGAGACACGUUACGAGAAGGUGUUGAAGAAGAUAGCCAAGUACAUUCAGGAGCAGAAUGAGAAGAUCUUUGCUCCCAGAGGGCUGCUCGUCACAGAUCCCAUCGAAAGGGGAAUGCGUGUUAUAGAGAUAUCCAUCUAUGAAGACCGGGGCUCCAGUGGCUCCAGCUCGGGCAGCAGCUCUGUGUCCGGCAGCACCGCUCGAUGACUGGGUACUUCCUGACAGCCAUGUCCCCCUGAUCACUCGCAACCCUGGAGAACUUAGGACAAUAAUGCUACUCUCGUUCUAACACUUGGCCCACACCUCCCAAAGCUGCGCUCACACAAAGGAUUCACUAGUUCUUGACAAAGACGGGCACGUUGCGCCGGACGUGCCUUCACAUGCUAAAGGUGUCCACGCUUUUAAAACAUGCACUGUAGUAGUUUGUUGCAACGCCCUGUGCAUGGCGACACAGUCAUGUUACUACUGUACGAUGUCUCAGUGAAAAGAAAUACUUUGUGUGAUCGUACCGCUACCUUCCUUCCUGUCCUCUUUGAAGUUACCGCAGCUAUGUGUAAUCGAGUGGGUGAGAAAAGCAUGUAAGGAUGUGAGAAAAGGAGGGAGGAAGUGUUGAAGACCACAAGCCUCACCAAACCUCAUACCUCAGCCACCACAGCUGCACCAUGAAGUCCAGCUCAGCCACAGCCGCACCACACCAGACCAAACUGGACCAAACUGGACCAAACGGACUGAACCUUGAUGUAAGGAGGAAGUAGAAGUAUUUGAAGGCAUCACAACGUUUCACCAAACCUGUAUAAACUGUCCAAGGAACGUCUUUCACGUCUGAUGUAAAACCGUGCUGUCUGGUAGCAGAUGAAUGUCGUUCAGCCCCACUGUUUAUUUUAUGUAGCAGAUCUUCCAUUUUUCUCACACGAAGCCUAUUUUUUUUCUUAGUUAGACACACAAACGUAUCCAAGUUCUAACCUCUUGGUUUUCAAUGAGUGAGAUCAACUAUCCUAAAUUUUGGAUUAUGCAAAGAAAUACUGUGCAUCGAAUGCAGUCGUACGGAAGGCAAAGGAUGGGUCAAAAAGUCUUCCUAAAUCUUACCUGUCGUGUUUUAAAAUACAGCAACCUUUCCUUGAUUUCUGAGUAAGCUUCCAAAGAACAAGAACUGCCAAAAACUGGCUCACGAUUGUGAAUGUGUCUUUUAUUUUGGUGACAUUUUGUGCAAGAGCAAAACUUUCGUACUGCUUGUUGUUUGAUACACGUGGCAAGGAGGUAUAUAUGACUGCCGUCAAAUAAAUACUGUUUCAUCACA